AUGACAUAUCAAGAGGGCUGCCAUAGAGUGACAAGGGCGGCUGCCAAGAAGAGGGCUGCCGAGUCGGCGGGGAUAACCGAGGAGAAUGUUACCAACAAGAAAAGGUUUGUUUUAGGAGAGAUUUCGAAUUUCACUGAAAUUGUUGGUUCGAUGAAUACGAUUCAAGGGAAGAAAAAAACCCAGAAACUGCAUCCUAAGGAAAAGGCGAAGACAAAGCCUAGUGUGGUAAGGCCGCUUUUGAAGGAGGCAAAAGAGAACACUGAAGAUGAAAAACAGUUGGAUGUUGGUGUUGUGUCUGAUGACCCACAAAUGUGUGGGUAUUAUGCAUCUCAUAUCUAUGAAUAUCUUCAUCAAAUGGAGGUAUUCCCUCGAUGGAGACCUUUACCUGAUUAUAUUGAGAAGGUGCAGAAUGAUGUUAGUACCAACAUGAGAGCCAUUUUGGUGGAUUGGUUAGUGGAAGUUGCAGGGGAAUACAAGCUUGUUUAAGAUACA
Molecule: messenger RNA, 492 nt
Organism: Hibiscus syriacus
Lineage: Eukaryota; Viridiplantae; Streptophyta; Magnoliopsida; Malvales; Malvaceae
Product: cyclin-A3-2-like
Exons: 2
Coding region: 1-486 (161 amino acids)
Source: RefSeq, a predicted model, not a curated record